AUGGCCGCGUCGUGCGAUGGCCUUGGCACGGGCCCAGCCCGGCGCCCCGCGUCCCCAGCGGGAUCUGGAGGCAACGGGCCGCGCCUGUGGGCACCGGCGCCCGCACCCUACGCGCCAGGCACCGCGUCACCCUCCGCGGCCCCGAGCCAGCUUCUGGGCUCUGCGGGCGGCCUCGGGGCUGGGGACCUGACCUGGCUGGGUCUCCCCGGGCAGCCCGAGCUGCUGAGGCUGGUACGGCCGCCCUACUCGUACUCUGCGCUCAUCGCAAUGGCUAUCCAGAGCGCGCCGCUGCGGAGGCUGACGCUCAGCCAGAUUUACCAGUACGUGGCCGCCAAUUUUCCCUUCUACAGGCGCUGCCGGGCCGGCUGGCAGAACUCCAUCCGACACAACCUGUCUCUCAACGACUGUUUCAAGAAGGUGCCCCGUAGCGAGAAUGACCCAGGUAAAGGCAAUUACUGGACCCUGGACCCCAACUGCGAGAAGAUGUUUGACAAUGGGAACUUCCGAAGGAAGAGGAAAAGGCGAGGGGAGGCGCGCACAGCCGUGGGGCCCGGGAACCAGGAGAGUGGCCAGGCUCUGUCUCUGUCCCCAGUGCACGGCGCCUCCCCUGGCCCGCCCACCACACCAUCUCCUCCCGCUCUGGAGCCCACCAGCUUCUCUGGCUUUGCCUCUGCCAUGGGCGUGCUGGCGGGCGGCCUCAGUGCCUUCCCUGGGACUCUGGCAAGUGACUUGGCUUUCGGUCGGCCCACGACAGUUGCCGCCCGCGGUCCCCAAACCUCCAGCACUCUGCCUGGCUUUGCCCCUGGCCACCAGACAGCGGUCACCGGCUUCCGGGUCAGUAACUUCAUCUAUAGCCAGGAGGGGACCGAAGUUUGA
Chrysochloris asiatica (Cape golden mole) is the source of this 876-nucleotide messenger RNA. RefSeq names its product forkhead box I2 (gene FOXI2). NCBI's taxonomy places the organism in Eukaryota, Metazoa, Chordata, Mammalia, Afrosoricida, Chrysochloridae. The transcript is spliced from 2 exons. The record is from RefSeq and is a predicted model, not a curated record. Gene Ontology annotation, biological process: regulation of transcription by RNA polymerase II; cell differentiation; anatomical structure morphogenesis. Bases 1 to 876 code for a protein of 291 amino acids. Gene Ontology annotation, molecular function: RNA polymerase II cis-regulatory region sequence-specific DNA binding; DNA-binding transcription factor activity, RNA polymerase II-specific.